AUGUCUGCUGCUCCAUCAUCGGUUCCUAACCAGACUAUCAAACCUCAAACGAGGAUCGAAAAGCUUUUCCAAUUAACCAAAACUCUACAAUUUGCCUGGUUUUGCGGUCAUGCCAUAACAUUGGUCUUUUCAACUCUUUAUUUCAUAACUUAUUGUCCCAAGAUUUACAGGGUGGCUUAUGCUGGUGUGCUAGAAUCAUUUGGUAUUAUUACUUACCAACACUACUACUUGAAGCAAAGCUCUUUGCAGGAUAGAAGUUUAACACCCUCUGCGCUUUUACUCAACGAUGAUCUACUAUACUUUGGAAUGGCAUUUGUUUGGUUUAUUACACCACGUUUCGCACUAUCUCUAGUCCCAUAUGCUGUUUUUUCCCUUUUCCACGUUUUGAUUUACUGUAAAAGCGUUCUGUUGCCACAAGUGUUUGAUAUGAGCCCUGGAAGUAAAUGUGUUGGUGCCAUUUCCAAUUUUAUUCAUCAGUAUAAUGAAAGAUCCAUGUACUGGAUGGGGUCUGUGGAAAUCUUCACAUGGGUUUGGUUGACUCUAAGAGCACUGUUAUUCCGUAGAAGAUCAUGGAUCGUUUGGUUAUCCUACUCGUUUUUCCUCAAGGUCAGAUUUGAAAAUUCCAAGUACAUUAAAUCUUCAUUUGCUCAAUGGAGAGUCAGAUUGGAUGGUAUUGUUAGUCACUCAUCAGUGCCACCUAUGGUUAAACAAUGGUAUCACCGUUUUGAAGUUCUCUUGUUAAAAGUUUCUCGUUAUCGCCUAUCGAAGGACACUACAACUGCAAACCCAAGCCCAACAACACAGGCACCAAGACCUCAUUAUCAGUAA
Zygosaccharomyces rouxii is the source of this 828-nucleotide messenger RNA. RefSeq names its product nucleoporin POM33 (gene POM33). Bases 1 to 828 code for a protein of 275 amino acids. The transcript has a single exon. Gene Ontology annotation, biological process: membrane organization; endoplasmic reticulum tubular network organization. The record is from RefSeq and is a predicted model, not a curated record. Gene Ontology annotation, cellular component: membrane; endoplasmic reticulum. Lineage: Eukaryota; Fungi; Ascomycota; Saccharomycetes; Saccharomycetales; Saccharomycetaceae.